CGUGAGUGUACUGCCUCUCAUGUGGGGGCUCUGGGCAGAAAUGCAAGAGCAGCCACUGCCUGGCCACCGCUAGAAAGGACGACUUUGGAAUACAAUGGGAGAUACGCGGGUAAUAUUUGAACUACAUGUCAUGGUUGCGGAAGCCGCCUUUCCCAGCUGCUGAAAGUCCCAACACGUCCGCGCAUUCGCCGAUCUCCAACAUAAAUGGUCCGAGGAUUUCAAAUAAGUGGAGGGCGCCAACUGAUUCAGGAUCACUUUCUUCGUUGCGUGACCUCAACGAAGAUAGGGGUAUUCUGCGAUUCGUACCUCCCCCACUCUUGGGUCUGAUAGAUCGCUCACACCGCGGAGCCACCCUAACGUUCACACCACUAAUCAAUUCGUAAUCAGUAUCAGAUCAAGAUGUCCCUCGAUUCCAACCCUGAAACGGAGCUGAAUCAAGUCGCGUUUGGAGAUAAGGCUGCUGUGUGGCUCGUUCCGUCCGGCGUUGCAUCGUUGGAUACUCAAGAUGGAACUGGGUUGUUUUCUGCCCUGUCGCACUUUAAGAGCCAAAGUGAGGCCCGUGGACUCAUUGGCUUAUUACUCGCGAAGAUUGUUCCCCCUCUUUCAAACGAGCCUUCCCAGACAGCUGCUUGGGUUGCAGUCUGUUACAACGAAGAAACGACAACUCAAGACGUGGAUGCGGUGCUAGAGAGGGCCAGCAGCGAUAGAUUGUACAAUUUCAAUUUAGUCAGUAUGCCCGCAGAGCGCGCGGCACGCGUCUGCACCUUUGAUGGACUACCCAAUCAGUGGAAAACUUCCAAUGUUUCUGGAAUUUUUUUUGCACAAACGCCGAGCCGAAGGCGCAUCCCCAUCCAAUUUACGAGCUUGCGUACUGUUGGUGAACUGAAAGACGCGAUUCAAGACAAGGAAGGGAUUCUGCCUGUCCAUUACAAGAUCAUAUUUAAAGGAGAACAGCUGGGAGAUGCGAGACGUCUGGCUGAUUAUAGGAUCUUCCCGGGUGAUUAUGUGCUCCUGGUCCCGCGAUUGCCUUCAACCCAUGUUUUUUUUGUGAAACCGCCCACUAGGAAGUACAUCACCAUCCAAUUUACCGACUUGUGUACUGUUGAACAACUGAAAGAUGUGAUUCAAGACAAAGAAGGAAUCCCUCCUGACCAACAAAGGCUCAUGUUUAAAGGAGUUCAACUGGAAGACGCAGGAUGUCUAGGUGAUUAUAUGAUCGGACCAGAUGAUACUGUGCACCUGCUCCCGCGAUUGCGCGGAGGAUCAGAUGGUAUGAAAUUUGUCUCCGUUGAAAAUGGGAGUUUAACCCGUGGUUUUAAUGCAUCUGCACCUAGUUGGCGGGCUGUUGAUUCUGGACUUAACUUGAUGGGAAGAUGUCAAAACAGUCAAUGUGCAGCACACAAUCGGGUUAUAUGGGUUCCAAAGGGGAUUGGCAUUUUCAAGCUCCAUACUCUUCAGCAGAGCCAGACAGGUGACAAACGCAUCCUAGACAAGUGUCCUCGAUGUAACUCGAGCGCCGAAAUGAUCGGGAUGGGCUUCAUGGAGUGUGUUUGGACUGCCUGGGGUGGGAAAAUUUCGCCGACAGGAUCGAUCGACUUUUUUAGAAAGCAGGAUCAAAUAGUCAGGCCGGAGGACAAAUUUCAGCUCUUCGCUCCCCAGAAGUCAGGGGAAGAAACCUACAGCACCUUGACCAUCAGGGCAGACGAUCUGUCUGAUGAUGCAGUCUGCAUUCGGCGGAUCGAAGACUCGACGAUCAAGGGCUUCACAGUGAGCUCCGCGAUCUCACUGUGCGACGAUUAUCAGACUGGGUGCGAUCUUAGUCGGUUAACUAAAGACCCAAGCGCUUGAGAGAACUUAUUUCCGAAUGAAGUGCGGAAUGUCACGCUCCAGCAGUCUAGUUUACAGGGUGGAGGGAAGGUUGAAGGACAUUACUUGGCGUGUGGUAGAAGGGACAUAUGGAGGUAGCAGAGGAAGAGAAAGAGUAGUUGGGUUGGGGAUGAUGAAGUGAUUUGAUCCCACAUUCCUUCAGGCCAGCCUCAUAUAUGCGGACUAUAAUAUACUCGCUUUCUCCCGCC
Cantharellus anzutake is the source of this 2075-nucleotide messenger RNA. RefSeq lists its product as uncharacterized. Gene Ontology annotation, biological process: protein ubiquitination; modification-dependent protein catabolic process. The coding region runs from base 400 to 1848 and encodes 482 amino acids. Gene Ontology annotation, cellular component: nucleus; cytoplasm. Gene Ontology annotation, molecular function: protein tag activity; ubiquitin protein ligase binding. The transcript is spliced from 9 exons. Lineage: Eukaryota; Fungi; Basidiomycota; Agaricomycetes; Cantharellales; Hydnaceae. The record is from RefSeq and is a predicted model, not a curated record.